This is a messenger RNA of Oldenlandia corymbosa var. corymbosa, 5029 nucleotides long. Lineage: Eukaryota; Viridiplantae; Streptophyta; Magnoliopsida; Gentianales; Rubiaceae. The record is from the annotation of a GenBank genome assembly.
AUGUCAUCUGAAACAUGGCUAACUUCCUUGAAGUGUUCAUCUUCAAUCAUCCAAUCUUCAGGAAGUUCAUCUACAGUUUCUGUGAUUGUAAAGUGGUUAGAGUUCAUUUUUCUAUCCCCUUGUUCUCAGAGGAUUCUGUUUUCUUCAGUUGAUGUGGUUUUCCUGUUGACUUGCAUAGUAUUAGCAGUCCAGAAGAUAUACUCUAGAUUUCAAGCCAGAAAGAAUUCGAAUUCAAGCUCAAUUCUUGAAAAACCUCUGCUUGAAGCAGAGAGGCCUCAAACAUUUAAGGCCACUUUUUGGUUCAAAUUUACUGUCCUGGUGACGGCUGUAUUGGCUUUAUGUUAUAUUGGUAUCUCGAUUUUAGCCUUUACAAGAGGGAUUCGGUCCGCAUGGAAUUUUGCAGAGGCUUUGUUCAGAUUGUUUCAAGCUUUGAGCCAUCUUGUAGUUUUGAUUCUGAUUGCUCAUGAGAAGAAAUUUAGAGCUGUUUAUCACCCAAUGGUUAUUAGAACAUAUUGGGUGAUGAGCUUGGUUAUUGUGGCUUUGUUUUCUGGUGCUGGAGUUGCUCGUCUGAUAAGUGCGGGUGAUAAUAUUGAUCAAGAUUUGAGGAUUGAUGAUAUUAUUUCCUUGGUUAGUCUACCAUUGUAUGUCUUCCUGUUCAUUGUUGCUAUUCAGGGAUCAUCUGGGAUUAGUAUUGUUCAGGAACAUAAAGAUGGUGCUGAUUCGAUUGUCGAGACAAAUGAAUCUAAUGUCAGUGGUUAUGCCACUGCUUCUCCAAUCUCCAAGGCAAUGUGGCUAUGGAUGAAUCCUUUACUGAGUAAAGGUUCUAAAGCACCUCUAAAGUUAGAUGAAGUCCCUACGCUUCCACCAAUUUACCGAGCUCAAAAAAUGGCGGAACUCUUUGAGACGAAUUGGCGUAAGUCUGGUGAAAAUGUGAAAUACCAUGUACUAAUGACAUUGAUCAGAUGUUUCUGGAAGAACAUUGCUCUGACUGCUUUUCUAGCUAUCGUGCGGUUAGCUGUUAUGUAUGUUGGUCCUGCCCUAAUUCAGAGUUUUGUGAAUUUUGCGUCGGGAGACAGAAGCAACCUUUCUGAGGGAUAUUUUUUGGUAUUGAUUCUCUUGAUUGCCAAACUUGUUGAAGUCCUCAGUUCACAUCAGUUCAAUUUCCAAACUCAGAAACUUGGCAUGCUCAUUAGGUCGACUCUCAUUACCGCCUUGUACAAGAAGGGGCUUAGACUUUCAUUUUCCUCUAGACAAGCUCAUGGUGUCGGACAAAUUGUGAAUUAUAUGGCUGUUGAUUGCCAGCAGCUUUCAGACAUGAUGCCUCAGAUGCAUUCUUUAUGGUUAAUGCCACUGCAGCUUGGAGUUUCUCUGGUCCUUCUUUAUGCUUACAUAGGUGGUGCAAUGUUAGUAUCAGUGUUUGCAAUAGUAUCCGUGAUCGCGCUUACUUUCAUGAUUGCUCGCAAAAACAAUAAGUACCAGUUCAACCUUAUGAUGAACCGUGACUCGAGGAUGAAGACAACCAAUGAAUUGCUCAACAACAUGAGGGUCAUCAAAUUUCAAGCAUGGGAAGAACAUUUCAGUAAGCAAAUCCAAAAUUUUCGCGAAAAGGAAUAUGGGUGGCUCAGCAAGUUUAUGUAUGCAAUUGCUUACAACAUGUCAAUGCUUUGGAGCGUUCCAGUUGUUAUAGCAGCUCUUACAUUUGUCGUUGCGAUUUUCAUGCAUAUUCCACUUGAGGCUGGGACAGUUUUCACAAUAACAACUAUUUUAAAAAUCUUACAGGAGCCUAUUAGAACCUUUCCACAAGCUCUUAUGUCAAUUUCUCAGGCAAUGAUUUCGCUAGAGAGGUUGGAUGGGUAUCUAACCAGUUAUGAGCUAAAAACUAAAACAGUGGAAAGGGAGGAAGGCUGUGGUGAUGGACUAGCAGUGGAAGUUAUAGAUGGUACUUUUUCAUGGGAAGAUGAAGGUGAAGAGCAAGUAUUGAAAGACAUCAAUUUCCAGAUCAAGAAAGGAAAGCUCGCAGCCAUUGUUGGAACUGUUGGAUCAGGGAAAUCCUCUUUACUAGCUGCUAUCCUGGGUGAACUUCACAAAUCUUCUGGGAAGGUCAGAGUUUGCGGAAACACUGCAUAUGUGUCACAAACCUCAUGGAUACAAAAUGCAACUAUCCAAGAAAACAUCUUGUUUGGUUCAAAAAUGGAUAAAAAGAGAUACAGUGAUGUACUUAGAGCUUGUUCAUUGGAGAAAGACUUGGAGAUCUUCGAAUAUGGUGACCAAACUGAGAUUGGAGAACGUGGUAUAAACCUAAGUGGUGGCCAGAAGCAACGCAUACAACUUGCUAGAGCUGUGUAUCAGGAUUGUGAUAUAUAUCUUCUUGAUGAUAUAUUCAGCGCAGUUGAUGCUCACACGGGAACAGAAAUAUUUAAGGAAUGUGUACGAGGAGUCCUGAAAGACAAGACCAUUUUACUUGUAACCCACCAGGUUGACUUCCUGCACAAUGCUGAUCUAAUCAUGGUAAUGCGUGACGGUAAGAUAGUGCAAUCUGGGAAGUAUGAAGAGCUCCUUGAAUCUGGAAUGGAUUUCGGAGCACUUGUAGCUGCUCAUGAAACAUCUGUAGGCAUUGUGGAGAUGAGCACAAAUCAAUAUGAACAACAAUCGAACUCGCCUCGCCCCAUAACACCUAAAUCACCCCAAAAUCUAUCAGGUAAAAGUGAUGCUAAUGGCGAAAGGAGGUCUUUUUCUAAUGGCGAAAGGAGGUCUUUUUCAGAACAGUCGAAUGCUGAUAACGGAAACUCUAAACUCAUUGAAGAUGAGGAGAGGGAAAUUGGACAGGUGAGUUUGGGUGUCUACAAACAGUAUUGCACCCGGGCAUAUGGAUGGUGGGGAAUAGGAGCUGUAGUCAUUUCAUCUUUGAUAUGGCAGUUGUCUCUUAUGGCAAGUGAUUACUGGCUGGCAUUUGAAACUUCAACAGAACGCACUUUUAACCCUUCAUUGUUUAUAGAAGUUUAUGCUAUUAUAGCAGUCAUAUCAUGCAUUCUGGUGGGAGUCAGAAUGUUCCUUCAAACCUUUAUUGGUCUUCAAACAUCUCAGAGUUUUUUUGAUCAAAUGCUUGAAAGUGUCCUUCACGCUCCGAUGUCCUUCUUUGAUACUACUCCAUCUGGAAGAAUAUUGACCAGAGCAUCGAAUGAUCAGUUCAACGUUGAUGUACUGAUCCCUUUGUUCCUGAGUCUCACCAUUGCAAUGUACUUCACAGUCAUUGGCAUAUUGUUCAUUACAAUUCAAUAUGCUUGGCCAACAGCUUUCCUUAUAUUUCCUCUGAUUUGGCUUAACUUUUGGUACCGGAGGUAUUAUCUCUCAACAUCACGUGAAUUGAGCCGUCUGGAUUCAAUUACCAAGGCUCCAAUCAUCCAUCACUUUUCUGAGACUAUUUCUGGUGUUAUGACCAUUCGUGGAUUUGGGAAGCAGGAUAAAUUCUUUCAGGAAAAUUUUGACAGGGUCAAUGCUAAUCUACGAAUGGAUUUUCACAACAAUGCAUCUAAUGAGUGGUUAGGUUUUCGGUUGGAGAUGAUUGGAAGUUUUGUCCUAUGUGCUGCCACGAUGUUCAUGGUCCUCUUGCCUAGUACUAUCAUAAAACCUGAAUAUGUUGGCUUGUCUCUUUCAUAUGGAUUGCCAUUGAAUGGUGUGCUGUUCUGGGCUAUAUACAUGAGCUGUUUCGUGGAGAACCGAAUGGUUUCAGUUGAGAGGAUAAAACAGUUCACCACUAUCCCAUCAGAAGCACCUUGGAGAAAUCCCAACUUCUUACCAUCAUCUGACUGGCCAAAUCAUGGUGAUAUUGCAGUAAGCAACUUACAGGUAAGAUACAGAUGGAAUACUCCUCUAGUUUUAAAAGGAAUAUCACUUAGCAUUCAUGGAGGAGAAAAAAUUGGCGUUGUUGGUCGGACUGGGAGUGGAAAAUCUACACUCAUCCAGGUUUUCUUUAGACUGGUGGAACCUUCAGCUGGGAAGAUUGUUAUCGACGGAAUUGACAUUUCCAAUCUCGGCCUUCAUGACCUGCGAUCCCGGUUUGGAAUCAUUCCUCAAGAACCUGUCCUUUUUGAAGGAACUGUAAGAAGCAAUAUUGACCCCAUUGGUCUUUAUUCAGAUGAUGAAAUAUGGAAGAGUCUCGAACGUUGCCAGCUGAAGGAUGUCGUAGCUGCAAAGCCUGAAAAACUCGAUGCAUCAGUGGCUGAUUGUGGAGACAACUGGAGCGUUGGGCAGAGACAGCUCCUGUGCUUGGGGAGGGUCCUGCUAAAACACAGCAAGAUCUUAUUCAUGGAUGAAGCAACAGCAUCUGUCGAUUCACAAACUGAUGCUGUCAUUCAAAAGAUCAUCCGCGAGGAUUUCGCGGCCUGCACAAUCAUUACAAUAGCUCACAGGAUUCCAACUGUCAUUGAUUGCGACAGGGUUUUAGUUGUCGACGAUGGAUGGGUUAAAGAAUUCGACAAACCAUCCAAGCUGCUUGAGAGACCUUCAUUAUUUGGUGCAUUGGUACAAGAAUACUCCAACAGGUCAUCAGGAUUAUGAAGCAAUCUGCUAUUUUUUAGGUGAAUCACUUGACUUCCUAAACAAGAUCAGAAAAUUGAGUCCAUUCAUCGCCCGCUAUGGCAUUUUUGUCUAUUUAAGAUGGAACAACAAUUAGGGAUAUACUGAUGAUGAAGCUUGGCUUUCAACUGGAAAUGAUGAUGGCGAGGUAAUAAUCCUAAACAAAGGCGCUGAAGUUAACAUCAUCAGUUUUUUCUCAUAUUUUACACCUCAGGAAGGAUAUAGUAGUCUAUAGUUUUCUCUCUCUUUUUUUUUUUUUUCCUUUUGGUGUAAAGGUAACAAUUUGCGAGAUAAAGUUGUAAAACGAUGUAAAUUCCGAUAACAAUUGUUAAAACUUGAUAUUGAUGCCUUUGGUUAUCUAGUGAGGUUUUUGUAUUUAUUUUUUAAACGUCCAAUAGCAUGUUCAUAUGAACCGAAUCUUUACAUUUAUUAAAUGUGUAUCAUUUAAUAAGAC